GAAUUUUCUAGUAUUUGAACACUUGCACAUGAACAUGGAGAUUGAUGGAGUACCAAAGCCAGUGUGCAAAUAUGGAAGCCUGUGUUAUAGAAAGAAUCCUGAUCAUCUGGCUGGCUUCUCUCAUCCCUGGCAGGGAAAAAAGCUGACCAAAAACAGUGAGCCAAAGAAAGAGACAUCUCCCACAGAGAAGCAAAACAGGAAUCAUCCUAGUUCAGAGAAGGUGAAGCCUAAGGAAGUUACAGAAUCUCAAUGUAAGGACAAGGAGAAACGAUUCCAAGACACCACAGAUUCCUCUCCUGGUGGUUCAAUUCCUCCUUCAAAGAAGUCCAAGCAAUCACAUGACCCCGAUGAGCUCCUGGAAGCCCCAGACUUAUCAUCAGAGCCAGACCUCCCAUCUUUUUUGAAAAUAGAAGAUGAAAUCAAACAGAAGUUUCUUGUUUCUAUGCCCCCUGAUUUUUUUCAGUUUUGGGAGUUUUGCAGGUCCAUUGACUCCAAGAAUCCACAUGAUGCCUUGAAACCAACCAAAUUGAAACCAGUGGGUCCAUUUGAUCUCAUGAGUGGGAAGUUGGAAAAACUUGGCUGCAGGAAGCUGUCUCCCUACCUCAGACACUAUCGCUUCUACUAUGACCCACCUGAGUUUCAAACCGUGUUGGUGGAGGAAGGAGAAGAUGGUUACCACAUUGGGUAUUGGAGGGAUGAACCAGAUUCUCCACCUGCAUUCCUGGCUUCUAAUAUUGUCUCAAAGGGAGGCCACUUCUCUAUCACAGGAGAGAAUAUCUUUGCUGCCAUCCACCUGUACCUGAAGAAGAAGCUGGAUGAAGCAAGUCCAUUUGACAAGGCACCCAUUCAGAAACUGAUCUCACGCAUUGAAAAGUUGGCAGGAGAGAAGGAAUUGAGUCUAAGUGAGACAACAUCAAAUACACGGGCACGACUGAAAAAUGUGAUUGCCAAGCCUUUCCAUGGACUUGGCAUGGUUGUCCCCUACAACAAGAAGUCCCAGUUGGGCUACCGAGAGAUCCCUGAAACUACAGCAAGCCUCAAGAAGUUGAUGAAGAAGAUUGUGGAAGCAAGGUCAGAGAAGGAGCUGGAAUCAGGUCAUGAUGCCAUGCAGGAGCUGGUGACCAAUGUCCAGUUUGCCAAUGAUGAAGGGGACCCAGGCAUGGGAUUGGAACUAGGACUGAAUGCCUUCACUUCUGGCGGGUCUCAAUUGCACUCAUACAUCAAGCAUCUUCUUGGUGUUGCAUAUGAACUCCUUGGAAGACCUAAGUUCUCUCAGAUAAUCCAGGCUCACUUAGUAUAUCGGAGACAUGGAGUUCAUGUCAGCAUUGAGGAUGAGCUGAAGAGAAAGUGACUUUUGCCUUCUUUAUUCUACUGGAUGCAAGCACCUUGAACUCAUUUAAAUUUGAUAAAGAUAAUCUUCUG
Messenger RNA from Darwinula stevensoni, 1422 nucleotides. The record is from the annotation of a GenBank genome assembly. Lineage: Eukaryota; Metazoa; Arthropoda; Ostracoda; Podocopida; Darwinulidae.